This is a messenger RNA of Cordyceps fumosorosea ARSEF 2679, 831 nucleotides long. RefSeq names its product Acyl-CoA N-acyltransferase. Gene Ontology annotation, molecular function: acyltransferase activity, transferring groups other than amino-acyl groups. The record is from RefSeq and is a predicted model, not a curated record. The transcript has a single exon. NCBI's taxonomy places the organism in Eukaryota, Fungi, Ascomycota, Sordariomycetes, Hypocreales, Cordycipitaceae. Bases 1 to 831 code for a protein of 276 amino acids.
AUGGCCACACAUCCCACCCUAGACUCUCUCACCGAGAGCCAGCUCCAGGCACUCUACACGGCCCAUUACCGGGCGACCACGGCCCGGAUCCGAGUCGCCGGCGGUGCUCGACCGGUCCGCAUCCCCGGCACCGCCGCGGCGCUCGCCUGGGCCAGCGACAAGCAGAUGCACAACGGCGUGCCCGUCGGCGCCCUCGCCCCGAGCGACGACCCCGCCGCCGCCGUCCGGGCCGUGAUGGAGCAGUCGCCCUCCCCCUGCCACUGGACCGUGUGGCCCGCGCCGCAGCCGCGCCUCGAGCAGGCGCUGCUGCGCCACGGCUUCGUCAUCGACGACGACGAGCCCGCCAUGGCCGCCGCCCUUGACGAGGACGCGUUGACGGCACGGCGCGCGCAGGCCGUGGCCGCCGCCGGGCCCGGCUUCGCCAUCACGCCGGUCGAAGACGCGCAGGCCCUGGACGACUGGGUGGCCACCUGGGGCGGCGACGACACGCCCGCGGAGGUGCUCGACCAGUCUCACCAGGUGUACAAGGUCCUGCUCGCGGAGCUGCCGCGCGACGAGUUCGGCAUGUUCGUCGGCCGUGUGGACGGCAAGCCGGUCGGGACGGGCAUCGUGUUCUGCGCGGAGGGCCUGGCGGCGGUGCACUACAUCGCCACGCUGGCGGCGUUCCGCCGGAGGGGCAUCGGCAGGGCGCUGACGCUGCACGCGAUGGUCGCCGCGAGGCGGGCGGGAUACCGGAUCGCGGUGCUGACGGCGAGCGAGGACGGCCGGGGCGUGUACAGGGCCCUAGGCUUUGGGGAGUUUGGAAAGCAGACGACGUAUCUACGUGGAUGA